GCCCUCCGCACUAGGAUGUUGCGGCAGGUCUUGCACAGGGGGCUGGGGACGUCCUUCUCCCGGCUCGGCCACUUCGUCGCCAGCCACCCGGUGUUCUUCGCCUCGGCGCCCGUGCUCAUCUCCAUCCUGCUGGGCGCCAGCUUCAGCCGCUACCAGGUGGAGGAGAGCGUGGAGCACCUCCUGGCCCCCACGCACAGCUUGGCCAAGAUCGAGAGGAACCUGGUGGACAGCCUCUUCCCGGUGAACCGCUCCAAGCACCGGCUCUACUCCGACCUGCAGACGCCUGGGAGGUACGGCCGGGUGAUCAUCACCUCCUUCCGCAAGGCCAACAUGCUGGACCAGCACCACACCGAUCUCAUCCUCAAGUUGCACUCUGCAGUGACCAGGAUCCAAGUUCAAAGACCUGGUUUCAAUUACACGUUUGCCCAUAUAUGUAUCCUGAACAAUGACAAGACAUGCAUAGUGGACGACAUAGUGCAUGUACUGGAGGAAUUAAAGGCUGCUCGUUCUUCUAAUCGAACUAAUUUUGCAAUCACUUAUCCGAUUACUCACUUAAAGGAUGGCAGGGAAGUGUAUAAUGGGCAUCAGCUCGGUGGGGUUACUGUGCACAGCAAGGACCGGGUGAAGUCUGCAGAAGCCAUUCAGCUCACCUACUACUUGCAGGCAAUCAACUCCUUGAAUGACAUGGUGGCAGAGAAGUGGGAAUCCAUUUUUUGUGACACUGUUGAACUUUUCCAGAAAUCCAACAGGAAAGUCAAAAUGUAUCCUUUCACUUCCUCUUCGCUGAAGGAGGAUUUCCAGAAGACGAGCAGGGUGUCAGAACGCUACCUGAUCACAAGCUUGGUCCUUGUGGUCACCUUGGCCAUUCUCUGCUGCUCCAUGCAGGAUUGUGUCCGCAGCAAACCCUGGCUUGGCCUGCUGGGAUUGCUGACAGUGACUCUUGCCACCCUGACUGCUGCUGGGAUCAUCAAUCUCACUGGUGGGAAGUACAAUUCCACCUUCCUGGGAAUUCCCUUCGUCAUGUUAGGUCAUGGGUUGUAUGGGACUUUUGAAAUGUUGUCCUCCUGGAGAAAAACUAGAGAAGAUCAACACGUUAAAGAGAGGACUGCAGCUGUAUUUGCAGACUCCAUGCUCUCGUUUUCUCUCACCACUGCCAUGUACCUGGUCACUUUUGGAAUAGGUGCCAGUCCCUUCACUAACAUUGAAGCAGCCAGGAUUUUCUGCUGCAAUUCCUGUAUUGCAAUUUUCUUCAACUACCUCUAUGUACUCUCCUUUUAUGGUUCCAGCCUGGUGUUUACUGGCUACAUAGAAAACAACUACCAGCAUAGUAUCUUCUGCAGAAAGGUACCAAAGCCAGAGGUAUUGCAAGAGAAGCCUGCAUGGUAUAGGUUUCUUCUGACAGCCAGAUUCAGUGAGGACACGGAUGAUUCAGAGGAAACGAACACUUACGAGAGUCAUCUUUUGGUGUGGUUCCUGAAACGCUAUUAUUGUGACUGGAUAACAAACACUUACGUCAAGCCUUUUGUAGUUCUCUUUUACCUUGUUUAUAUUUCCUUUGCCUUAAUGGGCUACCUGCAGGUCAGUGAGGGGUCAGACCUGAGUAACAUCGUAGCGACUGCGACUCGGACCAUCGAGUACACAGCUGCCCAGCAGAAGUAUUUCAGUAACUACAGCCCGGUCAUUGGGUUCUACAUCUACGAGUCCAUCGAGUACUGGAACACCAGUGUCCAGGAGGACGUAUUGGAGUAUACCAAGGGCUUUGUGAGGAUAUCUUGGUUCGAAAGCUACUUAAAUUACCUUAGGAAACUCAACAUAUCUACUGGAUUGCCGAAGAAGAAUUUCACUGAUAUGUUGAGGAACUCCUUUCUGAAGACCCCUCAGUUUGCCCAUUUUUCAGAGGAUAUCAUCUUUUCCAAGAAAUACAACAAUGAAGUUGAUGUUGUGGCCUCCAGGAUGUUCUUGGUGGCCAAGACAAUGGAAACCAAGAGGGAAGAACUUUAUGACCUCCUGGAGACUCUAAGGAAGCUCUCUCUCACCUCCAAGGUGAAGUUCAUAGUUUUCAAUCCGUCAUUUGUGUACAUGGAUCGUUAUGCCUCUUCAGUGGGAGCCCCCUUACAAAACUCCUGCAUUAGUGCUUUAUUUCUGCUCUUCUUCUCUGCAUUCCUGGUGGCAGACUCUCUGAUCAAUGUCUGGCUCACUCUAACUGUUGCCUCGGUUGAAUUUGGAGUUAUAGGUUUUAUGACCUUGUGGAAAGUGGAACUAGAUUGUAUUUCUGUGUUGUGCUUAAUUUACGGAAUUAAUUAUACAAUUGACAACUGUGCUCCACUGUUGUCAACCUUUGUCCUGGGCAAAGAGUUCACAAGAACUAAAUGGGUGAAAAAUGCCCUGGAAGUGCAUGGGGUAGCUAUUUUGCAGAGCUACCUCUGCUAUAUUGUUGGUCUGAUUCCUCUUGCAGCUGUGCCUUCAAAUCUGACCCGUACACUGUUCAGGUGCUUGUUUUUAAUAGCAUUAGUCACCUUCUUUCACUGCUUUGCCAUUUUACCUGUGAUACUGACUUUCCUGCCGCCCUCCAAGAAGAAGAGGAAAGAGAAGAAGAACCCUGAAAACCGUGAGGAAAUAGAGUGUGUUGAAAUGGUGGAUAUGGAUAGCACCCGAGUGGUUGACCAAAUUACAACAGUCUAA
This is a messenger RNA of Cinclus cinclus, 2682 nucleotides long. RefSeq names its product patched domain containing 1 (gene PTCHD1). The transcript is spliced from 3 exons. The record is from RefSeq and is a predicted model, not a curated record. Gene Ontology annotation, cellular component: synapse; plasma membrane. Gene Ontology annotation, biological process: cognition; chemical synaptic transmission. The coding region runs from base 16 to 2682 and encodes 888 amino acids. Lineage: Eukaryota; Metazoa; Chordata; Aves; Passeriformes; Cinclidae.